CAUAAAUUUGUGAGACUUCUGAUUUUUUCCUUAAACCCUGAAGUAAGCAAAUUGUAAACAAAUGGCAGAAGACGAAAUGUUGCCAUUUUUAGAGAUUAAUGUACCACCCGACGCGGCUGAUAGUUCCGACAGCGACAGUGAUGGCAGCGACCCUAAUGAGAUGGGGGAAGAGGAAGCAGACUAUGUAGUGGAAGGAAGGGCAGAACAUUCAAAUCCUUCCAAAGUCUCAUCCAGCACUUCUUUUGAUUCUUCCUUGCCAAGUUCACACACUUAUCUCGGAACAGAUCUCGAGGAGAUAAGUGGACGCACAAUUCUUGAUGACGACUCCGAGAUGGAAUUUCCCCUGGUGACUUUGCCUGGGACUAUCCUGGUACCUGGGCAUGUUAUCCCCCUGUAUUCACAUAACCAACAUGAGGUUGCAAUGCUAAAAAGUGUUGUUGAUUCUCCGCAUAAAACGUUUGGUGUGGUGGCUUUGAGGUUUGAUCAACAUCGCCACAUAAUUGCCAGUAUUGGUACGACUGCUGAGAUCUACAGCGUGAAAAAUGAGACGGAUGAGGCGUCUGGAAUAUCCACAAUCACUGUCCUGGCUCAGGGCAGACAGAGAUUUGAACUGAUCGAGUAUCGCCGAACUAUAACUGGGGUCCUUCUUGGCAAAAUCAGAAUAUUGCCGGAUGCAGAACUAGGCAACGCCUUGUACCCCUUGCAGUCUUCGGCCCAGCGUCGACUUUGUUGCCACAGCGAUCGUGAAGAAGAUAUGAAAGUGGCAAUGGAUAGUAAAGGGAGAAUAAUCUCCUGUGUGAGAAUGAAGCCGAGAAGCAAGUUGACGAGAUUCAGUAAUGCCAACUUAACUUGGUGGCCACCCUGGGUGUACAAGAUGUACGACACGGAACUAGUUAUGAAAAGAAUCAAGACAGCACUACAGAAAUGGGAUGACAAGUUACAUCCACAGAAACUUCCAAGUGACGCUACAAAAUUAUCCUAUUGGGUGACCCAGAACAUCCCAUUGGACGACACACUAAAGCUCCACCUACUGAGUAUAAACAGUCCUAUCCAGAGACUCAGAUGCGCUCUGGGAAUUAUGGACAAGUGCUCGGUUUUCUGCUGCCAGCAUUGUAACAAGGACAUCACCGGGAUGUCCAGCAUAUUCAGUAUGUCCGUGUCUGGCCCAUUGAGUGCGUAUGUGAACCCCGGGGGUCAUGUGCAUGAGACGGUCACAGUGCAUGAGGCUCACAACCUCUCCUUGCAGGGACGGCCGUCCACUGAACACAGUUGGUUCCCUGGAUAUGCCUGGACGAUAGCCCAGUGCCGCCACUGCUACAGCCACAUGGGCUGGAAGUUCACGGCUACUAGGAAGGAGCUGCAGCCCAGGAAGUUCUGGGGUCUGUGUCGCUCCUCGCUGGUCCCAGGCAUGGCUGACCUCAAUGAGGGCCCGGAACAAGAGUCUUCAUGGACUCCUGUCAUGUGAUGUGUCAUGUUAUAUGUCAUGUAGUAUGGUCUGUGUCGCUCCUCCCUGGUCCCAGGCAAGACUGACCUCAAUGAGGGCCCAGGGCAAGAGUCAUCAUGGUCAACCGUCAUGUGAUGUGUCAUGUUGUAUGUCAUGUUAUAUGUUCUGGGGUCUCUGCCACUCCUCCCUGGUCCCAGGCAAGACUGACCUCAAUGAGGGCCCAGGGCAAGAGUCAUCAUGGUCAACCGUCAUGUGAUGUGUCAUGUUGUAUGUCAUGUUAUAUGUUCUGGGGUCUCUGCCACUCCUUCCUGGUCCCAGGCAUGACUGACCUCAAUGAGGGCCCAGGGCAAGAGUCAUCAUGGUCAACGGUCAUGUGAUGUGUCAUGUUGUAUGUCAUGUUAUAUGUUCUGGGGUCUCUGCCACUCCUUCCUGGUCCCAGGCAAGACUGACCUCAAUGAGGGCCCAGGGCAAGAGUCAUCAUGGUCAACCGUCAUGUGAUGUGUCAUGUUGUAUGUCAUGUUAUAUGUUCUGGGGUCUCUGCCACUCCUCCCUGGUCCUAGGCAUGGCUGACCUCAAUGAGGGCCCAGGGCAAGAGUCAUCAUGGUCAACGGUCAUGUGAUGUGUCAUGUUGUAUGUCAUGUUAUAUGUUCUGGGGUCUCUGCCACUCCUCCCUGGUCCUAGGCAUGGCUGACCUCAAUGAGGGCCCAGGGCAAGAGUCAUCAUGGUCAACGGUCAUGUGAUGUGUCAUGUUGUAUGUCAUGUUAUAUGUUCUGGGGUCUCUGCCACUCCUCCCUGGUCCUAGGCAUGGCUGACCUCAAUAAGGGCCCAGGUGCAAGAGUCUUCAUGGACUCACCUCAUGUGAUAUAUAUUAGAUAAUGGACUUCCUUUUCAUAAUGUUUUCCAAGAAAACUGUUAAUUUAAUUUUCAGAAUGUAUUUUUGUAAUAUUCUAUACAUACUUUUUGAGUACAAUAAAUACUUUUCCAUGACUGUAUUUUAAAACUUUAUUGAUGCCUGCAUGGACAUGGCCUCAAUGUUUGAGGAUUUUUCUUAAUGCAAUUAAACAUAUAGUUUUGAAGUAAAAUCAAAUGAUAUGAUGCAGUUAUAUAUGCAAGUGCCUACACUACUUUUAAUUUGUAAAAAAUAAUAAUAAAUUCAAAAAGUAAAAUUGCAUAUUUCAGAAAACACAGUAUAUUCCAAGAUUGAUGUCUUUUUCCAAUUUCACAUAAAUGUGUGUUUAUAAUAUUAUCUAUUUUUCUUGUGUUAUUACUUUGUUGGGUAAAUAUAAGAGCUUGUUUUAACAUAAAGUCUGUUGUAAAAGAUACGCUGGUAUAGGAGGUUUGUUAAUUCAACUUGAUUGAAAAAUGAUAUAUUGUAUAUUCAGUUUGUUAAUAUGUUGGUAUGUUAGCAUGGUUCAUUCAAUAAGUGUGAAGGUACACAAUAUAAACAGCAAAUAAG
This is a messenger RNA of Dreissena polymorpha, 2900 nucleotides long. Its product is annotated as protein cereblon-like. The coding region runs from base 62 to 1465 and encodes 467 amino acids. The transcript has 9 exons. NCBI's taxonomy places the organism in Eukaryota, Metazoa, Mollusca, Bivalvia, Myida, Dreissenidae. The record is from RefSeq and is a predicted model, not a curated record.